Messenger RNA from Paramecium octaurelia, 1021 nucleotides. The record is from the annotation of a GenBank genome assembly. Lineage: Eukaryota; Ciliophora; Oligohymenophorea; Peniculida; Parameciidae.
CUUAUUUAUGGCAAGUCCUAUAGAUUUCAAUCUAAACCAAAUGCAAGUAGACUUCAUCUUAGAUAAAAUGCCAAAGGGAUUCUCUUUAUUGUAAGCUAGUCUAUUAACAGCUCGAGAAUAGAGAGUGGUAAGAAAUCAGUUCCUUAUAAGUCUCUAGUCCAAGAAAGUUAAUAAAUAUGAUGCCUCUUUCCAAUCUAAUAAAUAAGAAGCAGUGGAAGACAAAAGUAAAAGAAUCCAAAGACAAACAUCCACUUCCCAAAAAGAAUCAUACAAACCAUAGACAGAUGAUAAUAACAUUAAAAAAGGAUUGCGCUUGCUAUAGAUGUUUAAAUCUCAUCCUGCUUUUACAUAAAUUGAUGCUUAAGGGUAAAUUAAUUUCGAUAAAAUUGAAGCUUUUUUCUUAUAGGAAGGUAUUGCUUACUAGUAAUUAAAAGGUAACUUGAUUGACUUGAAGAAUUAAAUCAAACUAACAUUCCAAAAAUUACAUUAAAAUGCCUCCAAUCAAAUUUAGGACUUAGUAGCCUAAUUAGAAACUCACUUUUAUAAUGUAUUUAAAUCAAUUUCAAAUCAAUCAAAACCAGCACCUGUCUAGAACAAGUACAAAUUAUCUAACACACCUCUAGAAACUCUCUAAAUAAAACUAUUCCUCAGAAACCUAAAGUAGUUUAAAAUUCAAAGAAACAAGACUAGAUCAUUAUUACAUUUGAAGUGAAAAAAUAAUUGGGUUAACAAAUAAGAGAUUUGCCUUCAGAGGAUUUAAAAGGAGUUUGGGAAAUUGUUCAAUAAAAUGUUCAAACUAGGGAGGAUGAAGAACUUGAAUUUGAUAUCGAUGUAUUACCUCUCAAGAUUAUUAGAAAACUAUAAGAAUAUGUCAAAAAUAAAUUGUAAUCUAUCUAUUUUGAUAUUAACAGGAAAACAAAGAAAGUGAAGAUUGACGCCUCUAUUAAUUAGAGUUCAUAGAGAUCCUUAAAUCACGAUAGUUCUUUUGCUUCUGAGUCCUUUGAAUGAGAAUAUAAUUAUA